GAGGCCCCUCCCCGCGCGCGGCCCCUCCCCGCGGCGGCCCAGGCUCCCCCGCUCCGCACUCCCCGCCCCUCGGCCCGCCCGCCGCCGGCCUCCGCCACCAUGGCCAGCGCGGCCCUCACCCCGUAAAGAUGGCGCUGCGGGACGGCCGCGAGCACCGCUAGCCCCAUGACUGUCCGCAACAUCGCCUCCAUCUGUAAUAUGGGCACCAAUGCCUCUGCUCUGGAAAAAGACAUUGGCCCAGAGCAGUUUCCAAUCAAUGAACACUAUUUCGGAUUGGUCAACUUCGGGAACACGUGCUACUGCAAUUCCGUGCUGCAGGCCUUGUACUUCUGCCGGCCGUUCCGGGAGAAUGUGCUGGCGUACAAAGCCCAGCAGAAGAAGAAGGAAAACCUGCUGACGUGCCUGGCGGACCUCUUCCACAGCAUCGCCACGCAGAAGAAGAAGGUCGGCGUCAUCCCGCCCAAGAAGUUCAUUUCCAGGCUGAGGAAAGAAAACGAUCUCUUCGACAACUACAUGCAGCAGGAUGCGCACGAGUUUUUAAAUUAUUUGCUGAACACUAUCGCGGACAUCCUGCAGGAGGAGAAGAAGCAGGAGAAGCAAAAUGGGAAGCUAAAGAACGGCAACAUGAACGAGCCCGUGGAGAGUAAUAAGCCGGAGCUCACCUGGGUUCACGAGAUUUUUCAGGGCACGCUGACCAACGAGACCCGCUGCUUGAACUGUGAAACCGUUAGUAGCAAGGAUGAAGACUUUCUCGACCUUUCCGUGGACGUGGAGCAGAACACAUCCAUUACCCACUGCCUGAGAGACUUCAGCAACACAGAGACGCUGUGCAGCGAACAGAAAUACUAUUGCGAGACGUGCUGCAGCAAGCAGGAGGCCCAGAAGAGGAUGCGCGUGAAGAAGCUCCCCAUGAUCCUGGCCCUGCACCUGAAGCGGUUCAAGUACAUGGAGCAGCUGCACCGGUACACCAAGCUCUCCUACCGCGUGGUCUUCCCGCUGGAGCUGCGGCUCUUCAACACCUCCAGCGACGCCGUCAACCUGGACCGCAUGUACGACCUGGUGGCCGUGGUGGUGCACUGUGGCAGUGGCCCUAACCGUGGACAUUACAUCACUAUCGUGAAGAGUCACGGCUUCUGGCUGUUGUUCGAUGAUGACAUUGUCGAGAAAAUAGAUGCCCAAGCUAUUGAAGAGUUCUAUGGCCUGACAUCAGAUAUUUCAAAAAAUUCAGAAUCUGGAUAUAUUUUAUUCUAUCAGUCAAGAGAAUAACUUAAAAAGAACUGAGGGACUCAUCCUAGUACUGGGGACGGGAAGGUUCGAAGCACUGUCCCGGGUUCUCUGCAGACCACCCCCUGCCCCCAGUGGCCCCCCCGCCCGCUGUUGCUCCCGUCCCCAGGGCCGGGCCUCGUGAGGCUCUUCCCCCUCCCCCCACACUCGUUGUUGUCCCUCCAUUCAGCACUACUUGUGGUUUCCCUUUAGUCUGAGGUGGUGUUCACUGCAGUCAGAUGGACGUAGGGGUUGUGUCUGAGGUGGUGUUCACUGCAGUCAGAUGGACGUAGGGGUUGUGUGCGUAACAGUCGCCCAUGCUGGACUGGGCCUGCACCCGCCGGCCAGCACGGCCUGGCUGAACUCGAGUUGGACGUCUCCGUCCAGGGUCUGCAGUUUCUCCUGGGGCAUCGGCCUCAGACUGCCCCUGUGGCUGCUGGGGUGUCUCCCCGCCACUUCUGCUCCCGCCGUGGUGUCCAGAAAGCCGGAGGACGGGGGCAGGUGCGUUCACCCUUCAGGGCCGCCCCUGUGGCUUCAUACGGGCAAAGCGUGUGAUGAAAAUCGAGUCACCUCGAUGCGGUAAGACCCUCAAGGAGUGCCUUGGUGGGAGAGGCCCUCGGCGGGGCCGGAGCUCGACAGGCGAAGCCGAGAGGAAGGACAGUCCCAAGCCAAGUCCCUGGAGAAGAGCUCCGUGCCACCCGCCCGUCUGUGGCGACACGUCUCCCUUCUCAAGGCCCGUGCGAGUUGCUGUGUUCCCGGCUCGGGGCGUGCCUCAGAUCCUGUCCGCUCUGUGCGUCCCUGGCGGGACCCAGAACCACCAAGGCCCCACGCCUUGGCCGCCGUCCGUCGCCCUUUCGGCCUGUUGGUGCAGGUGCAGGGGUGAGGAGGGUGGGGCAGGGAAAGGGGGUCCGGAGAGCGUGCAUCGGGCAGGGGGCACAGGCAGACAGCACAGGGCUGGGGCCCAGACGCACAGGACGCCGGUUGAGAUGGGAGGUAUUUUUGCGAGGGGGAAAGACCUCAUCUUACCCUAGUUAUUUUUACUCCCCCUCCCUUUUGUUAAUGUAUGUAUUUAUUAGAUCAUUUGAGUAUCGAUGCCUUUUAUUAAAAGGGUCGAUUUGGGUGUUUUGUUUCGUUUUUGUUUUUGGACAUUGAGCUGGUUUCUGGUUUUCUACAGAUCUGAUGAGUCCUAGAUCUCGGCUUCCCGUGAGGAGUCAGGGGACUUCCGUACACUAUGAUAUACUGUGAACAUAUUUUGUUACCUUAAUAAAUCAGCGAACAAACACACAAACUUUUGGCAUAAUGUGAAACUAAAAUUGAAGUUGGAAAUGUUAGCAGUUAUUUUGCAACAACUGAGAGCAUAGCACUUUAUCUAGAUGAAAACUGGAUUUCUUACCUUAGAAAUACCUUGAACUGAUUGUUGCUCAGAACCUAAAUAAGCAUGCCAACACUUCAUUUGUUCAUGCUUGAAGUGAAAUAUUUUUGCUUUUCACUGGAGAAGACAAAAAAAACAGGGUGAUUUUCAUGUUAUUUUAUACAAGUGACAAAAAUAUAUCUUGCCUUGUUUAGAGGCAAAUUCAUAUUUAUAAAUACUUAGUCUUUUUUUUUUUCCUUCCAUGAAACAUAUGUAGUAAUCAGUUAACCUGGAAGGUGAGUCUUUAUUCUGUUUUUAAGGAGAAACACUUUCCACUUGAAGGUGAUUGAUCAUAGGGAACUGUUUGUACUAUAUAUAACCCAAAUAUUUGACAGCAGGUUGCUAAGUUUAAAAAAAAAAGUGAUGGUUGAUCUCUAAUAUAUUUGGAACUGAUUCAUAAAAAAAAUACAAUUAAAAUUAUCUUUGAAACGACUCUUGCAGCAAAUUUAUUAGAAAAAGAUGUUUCAUUUGGUAGCUUAAUAGAAGUAGUAUCUAAAUGCUAAGUCAUAGUUUCAGUACAUUUUGUUGUUUGUUUUUGGGGGCCGUGUAAAGAAUUUUUCCCCGUGACGUCACUGAAGGGUCGAUUAAAAUUCAGUACCCAUGGAUAGAUUUUUGGAGUAGAUGGAAGUACGAAAAUGGUUGUGUGGUGAUUUAGGAUGGUUGUGUGGGGAGGACAGGGAGGCCAGAGUGCACUUCACACGCCUUGAGCUUAUUUAAAUAUUAGCACUCUGGUCAUCGCUCCCCUCUGCCUCCUCAGUACCCAAGGCACCAGGCAGCCCCCAGCCCCUGGCCCCCAUCAUUUCUCCGUAUGUAAAGACAGCAUGCAGACACUUCCAUGUUUUACCCGCGUAGUUCCUAGUACGCCACGAAUGACAUCCUCAGACCAGGGGGGGGCGAACACUCAGCAGUGUUUCCCCCCAAAGGCCAGGGUUGUUGUGUCACUUGUGAAUGGGCUGCUGUACUACUUCUAACUGCUGAGUGUCUUAAAAUAACUUAACAGUGUUUCCUCAUCUUGAAAAGAGAAGAAAUACACACCCGGUGGGUUACUUCACCAAUGUAGCCUCUAGAUUAUGGGCACAGUCAUUCAUGCUGCAAAGCCAUUGGUUGAAAAGCAGGCGUGGGAGGUGUGGAACCAAGGAAUACCUGUGUGAGUUCCAACAGGGCGUCUUCCUGUUUGAUUUCAUGGCCUGAUACGCUUUGGGGGUGGGAUGGAGUGGGGGGGGGGCACAGAGAUGGGCCCUACGCGCUUAUUUUCUCGGGCACGCCUCACAGUGGACUAUGUUCUGACCGGAGCUUAGGGCUUAUUUUAGAUAUUGGACUGUAGCUUUAUUACAGAUGGAUUUUAUCUUUAAACAUUGCAUUUUGAUCAACUUUGUAUAUCCAUGUGUAUUAAAACAUUGUGCACUCAG
Sorex araneus (European shrew) is the source of this 4083-nucleotide messenger RNA. RefSeq names its product ubiquitin specific peptidase 46 (gene USP46). Gene Ontology annotation, cellular component: cytosol; nucleus. Gene Ontology annotation, molecular function: cysteine-type endopeptidase activity; cysteine-type deubiquitinase activity. Gene Ontology annotation, biological process: protein deubiquitination. Lineage: Eukaryota; Metazoa; Chordata; Mammalia; Eulipotyphla; Soricidae. The transcript has 9 exons. The record is from RefSeq and is a predicted model, not a curated record. Bases 166 to 1266 code for a protein of 366 amino acids.